ACAGAGUCUUAGGUCACUGCUCGCAGAGCUGGUAUAUAAGGGCCUCUCCCAGCAGGAGGAGCAUCACACCUUCCUCACCUCUCCUGAGUCCUCUCUCCUCACUUCACCUGAGUCCUCUCUACUGACACCAUGGGUUGCUGUGGUUGUGGAGGUUGUGGUGGCUGCAGCAGUGGCUGUGGCAGCUGUGGGGGCUGUGGGGGCUGUGGCGGCUGUGGCGGCUGUGGUGGCUGUGGUGGCUGUGGAAGCUGCACCACCUGCAGGUGCUACCGGGUGGGCUGCUGCUCCAACUGCUGCCCCUGCUGCCGCGGCUGCUGUGGGGGCUGCUGCAGCACCCCCGUGGUGUGCUGCUGCCGCCGCUCCUGUAGCUCUUGUGGCUGUGGCUCGUGUGGCUGUGGCUCGUGUGGCUCAUGUGGCAAGGGCUGCGGGAAGGGCUGUUGCCAGCAGAAGUGCUGCUGCCAGCAGAAGUGUGGUUGCCAAAAGCAAUGCUGCUGCUAGAUGUGCUCUCCUGACUCUGGGGCAGCCGUGGCAGGUCCCUGCUCUAGGUCAGCUUCCUUUGUGUCUGCUCUUCUUGACUUGUAGGUCACAAGCAUGACUUGAGCUGAUGACUGCCCAGGGGACUUUCAUGCGUCUGGGAAUUUCAUAAUCCUGCCAGCACUGCAUUAAACCACUCAAAGUAAGGAAUGGGCAACCUUCUGUUGGUUACUGUUCAAAUCAUGCCUACCUAGGCAAUCAAGAUACUUCA
Messenger RNA from Ochotona princeps (American pika), 742 nucleotides. Its product is annotated as small cysteine and glycine repeat-containing protein 5-like. The record is from RefSeq and is a predicted model, not a curated record. Lineage: Eukaryota; Metazoa; Chordata; Mammalia; Lagomorpha; Ochotonidae. The transcript has a single exon. Bases 130 to 495 code for a protein of 121 amino acids.